Fusarium verticillioides 7600 is the source of this 243-nucleotide messenger RNA. RefSeq lists its product as hypothetical. Bases 1 to 243 code for a protein of 80 amino acids. The record is from RefSeq and is a predicted model, not a curated record. Lineage: Eukaryota; Fungi; Ascomycota; Sordariomycetes; Hypocreales; Nectriaceae. The transcript has a single exon.
AUGUGGCUGAGGGCCUUGAUGAAGGAACAAGUUCAUUCUGAGGAUCUCUUGAGGCACGCCAUUGAGGCACUCUUUCAGCCAAUGGCGAGCUCUAUCUUGACGGUCAAUGUCCCCGAGUUGAAGUCAACAACUCUAUCACACUCCGGAUGCAACUCGGAAUCUUCAAAGUUCUCGAUCCAUGUUCGCACGAACUCAAUUCAGCAGAGAGAGAUUCCGACCCCUCCACCAUCUUUCAACUGCUAG